Molecule: messenger RNA, 7338 nt
Organism: Leishmania braziliensis MHOM/BR/75/M2904
Lineage: Eukaryota; Euglenozoa; Kinetoplastea; Trypanosomatida; Trypanosomatidae
Exons: 1
Coding region: 1-7338 (2445 amino acids)
Source: RefSeq, a predicted model, not a curated record
AUGUGGAAUCAAAUUCAACGCAUGCCUUUUCAGCAGCUGCAGGAAACAAACGAUUUUAUAUACAUCAAGAAAGUCAUGUCGCUUGUUGCGCGCUAUAUCUUUCUGGAAUCAGAUCCGAAAAUGCUGGAUCCCAGGUGCACGAUCGGUAUUGCAAAGCUGCUCAAGAUCGUAUCGGCUAAGUGUCUCAUCGAAUUUGAACAGCUCAACAAGAGAGCAGAGGAAACGGCGACUGAGAUGACGAACCUGCGAAGUGCUUUUAAAGCGCAGCUUUCCUCAAAAGAAGAGGAAAUCAAAAAGCUCAACGAUCUUCUGCGUAAGACUGGGGUAGAAGAAGCGUCUCAAAAUGCGGCUGCUGGGCUGUCGAAUUCAGGGGGACUAGCUGACUUGAAAACAGAGAAUGAGGAGCUUUCUCUGCAGUUACGAAGCCUGACGCGGCAGAAUGAGGAACUGAAGUUGGCGCUUGCAUCGCGCAGCGAUGACAAGGUUCACAUUACGGAAAGUUAUGACAAGGUGCAACUAGAGUACCGCCACCUUGCAGCAAGGUACAAGCGUCUAGCCGAUCGCUCUGCAAAAACAGAAGAUAUGUUGGAAGAGCUGCGUCGGAAAGAGCGAAGCACGAAGCAAAGCACGAAUGAAGAGCUUGAUCGACUGCGGCAGAAAGUUCAGUUUCUACAGCAGGAAAACUACACCCUCGUGCAAUCACGUGAUCGAGCAGAGGAGCUGCGUGAAAAGCGGGAAGCAGAAGCGCUUCACGACAUGACGGAGCUGAGGAGGCUGACGAAGGACCUCCUCAACGAAGAGCGCACAAAAAAUCAAUCUCUACGAGACGAGCUUGCUAUCCUCAAGCAGAAAUCUGAUGCGCAUGCGAAUCAGCUGAUACACCAGCAGGAGGUUUACUUAAACGAGAAGGAGGAGGAGAUUACACUACUCCGACGACAGCUGGAAAAGGCGACCAGUCAGCAAAAGUCUCGCUUUCACCGUGACUCGUCUACCUUUGUAGACUGUUCGUCAUCACACUCGUCAGCAACUAACGCUGAUGAUGAAAAGGUUCCUGUGAUCUCCACAGAAAAGCAACGUAGGCUAGAGCUCGAGAAGGACAAUUUGCAUGCUGAGGUGGAACAGCUGGAACUGCGUAUUGACGCCCUCGAUGAAGAAAACCGCCGACUGACACGUCUCGUCAAGAACUACGAAAGCGGUAACGAGGGGUUGUAUCGGCUGAGGCAGGACUUGGCAGACCACACGCGAAGUGUGGAGGUUCUUCAGAGCGAAAACGCGCAGCUGCGGGAACGGUUAAACUGUAUGGAAGACUCCGUUACGUUCAAUGCCGCGCUCCGAGAGCUGUGCAAGCGGGUCGGGGUGACAGAGGAGGAGAUCAACAGUUUGCGCCCUCAGAACGCAGCCGCGUACAGCGAGAUGGAUACCUUGAAGGAGGAGUUGAGUCUGCUAAAGGAGGAGGUAGAGUGGUUGGAGCGGGAGCGACGCCACUGGAUGAAUAAGGUGAGGCUGCAGCCCCUCAUGGACACAAAGCUGCGCUUCGAGCUGGGCCUCACCUCCGAGCAGCUCAAGCAGCUAGACAAGUUGGUGGACCAGAUGAAAGCCGGGGCCGUUAUCGCCGAGGGCAACGAUGAGAGCUACAAGGACAAGUACUUCAAGGAGCUACAGGCGCGACGUCGUGAUGCCGAGCAGUUCAACGCAUUCGUGAAGGAUCGUAUAAAUGAUGCACUGAAGAACGCUUUUGUGGACGUCAGCGCCCCUGAUACCGCCGCUGCAGUGUCGGCCCUGCGCGAGCAUAUCGACGUUAUCACCUCCUCGUCCGCUGCCGAGGCUGGCGCGCAGGCUCAGGAAAAGAUUGAGCGGCUGACUCGGCGGCUGGAAGAGCUUGAGCAGUCCGAGAAUGUGCGAGCGGAAGAAGUUGCGCGUCUGAGGGAGCAGGUGGUGGCCGGCACGACCGAGAAGGAGGUGAUUUGUCGUGAGCGUGAUCAGUACCGCGAGGCCAUUUUUAGCGCUGCCGGGUUAAGCGUCAGCCAGGCCGAAGUCUCAGACGACGUAGGUGCGCGGAUGCCCGGCGACUUGGGCGAGAGCAGCGCAGGGGCCUUGUCUAACACAAAGUGGCUGACUGUAGCGAAUACACUACGCGAGCAGCUCCGCGUGAAGGAUACACUUAUCGAUUCUCUUAGUAAAGAGCUCGCACUGGCGAGGGAGAAGUUUGAGACGAGGCGGUCUGCUGACGCGGAGCAACGCCGAAAUAUGGAGUUCGAGAAGAAAACAGAUACCUCCUUGCAGGAUCAGAUCAAAGCGCUGACGGAAUUGAACGAGGAACUCACCGAGAGGUGUGGCGCGUUGACGAAAAUAAACAAGGAUCUCCAAGACACUCUUGAACGACUUGACCGUGGUACGACGAAGGAGCUGCUGCUCAAAGUAGUUCUGCUGCGUCGCCGCGAGGCCACUUUACUCCAGCGGCUGCGUCGAGCCCUCACUACACAGGAGGAGUCGAGUGCAGCCGUCAGGCGAGUGGAAUCUCAGGUGAAGAAUACGCUAGAGCGGCUGCGCGAGGUACUCGAGGGCGGUAGCACCACCGCGAACGCGGUGCUCCCUCGCUCGUCUGUUGGGUGCAGCAUGGAGGGUGAGAUGCUCAACUUUCUCGACUGCGCCGUGAAGCACGUGCUUCAAGGCAGAAUGUUCCGAGAAGACAGCCGCUUUCUCCUCCAUCUCAAGCAGGUUCAUCAGGCUAUGGAGGCGAACGAGGAGCUCUUGGAGCUGCGCCUCGAUGUGAAACAGCUUCGACACGAGCUGGCCGACAAACAGGCGGAAAUGGAUGCGCUGUCUGCUGAAGUGGCAGGACUUCGUGCGGCGUCGACUGCCGCCGAGGACGCAAGAGUGAACCAGGGCCCUGAAUACAGGGCUGCGGCACUGUCAAAAAGCGAGGCUGAGGCGGCUACGUACAAGCAGAAGUACACUCUGGCAACAAAGAGACUUGAGGCUCGCGACAAGGAGGUGGCCCAGCUAGAAAAAGAUAUCGACUGUGCACGCCUGGAGGUCAUUGAGGUGCGAGAGCACAUCCGGAACGUCCUUAAUGAGAGCGCUGACUCGCAGGUGACGUCUAGUAUGUCGCCGCCGCGCGCGAAAGUGAGCGCAGCGGAGAUGGCUCGGUCGGAGAACGAAAUUGCCAGGCUGAAGACUGUCAGUUUAGGACUUCUGCACCACACCAUGGAUCUGCAGUCACAGUCGAAGUCAUUGGAAAUCGAGCUAGAGGCCAAGCAGCAAGAGAUCGCGCUAUUGAAAAGUUCCGCAGAUUCGCAGGUGGUGACCAGCUUUGUGAGCGCUGCGAUUCGUGAACACGCCGCACUACGCCGGCAAAGUGAGCUGGCCCUCAUUCAGGCGAAGCGACUCAAAAUGCAGCUGGCUGCAACGGAAGCGAACUACCAUGUUGUUGCAAAUGAGGCGACGGUGUACAAGACAGGGGCGUAUCGUCUGUACCGCAAGUACGUGGAGCAGGUGGUGUCCGUUGUGGAUUACCUGCGUUGCAUGCAGCGCACCAGCAAAGGCUCUCUCUCGCCGCACCAGGCGGAGAUCAUGGAUCGGCGCCUUCGCAAAACCGUCUCGGACCUCGACGAGUGCUUCGGUCGGAACAAGAUGCUAGCGAUACAGCUCUCUGACGCGCAGAACACCGUCACCACGCUCGAACAUCAGCUCUCUCUAUUGCAUAUGGAGAACGGCCCCGCCAAGCGGGAUGCGUUAGACGUGAAGCUACAGGAGGCACGCAGCAGAGUACGCGAGCACGACCGCCUCAUGACGGAGUUCCAGGAGGAGAGGCAGUUCCUGCAGGCGAAGCUGAAGCGCUCCGAGGUGACCAAUAAAGAUCUCAACGACGAGGUGGCGCGGCUUGAGUUCGGGUGCAUGACGGCGUCUUCUCUUGAUGCAGAGCUGCUAGCUACACUUUUGCAGCUUAAGGAGAGUGUCUUUGACAAAGCGGUGGCACCAUCUCUGGCCAUCGAGUCCGCUCUCACCACCGCGUCAAAGAAGUUGUCUGCGGGCAGCGCGGACGACGAUGACCUCGCCAUUCGCGAAUACAAAAACGCGGUCCUGCGGCAAGCAGAGGUAACACAACAGUGCGACACGCUGAAAAGGCAGAUGCUUGAUGUGGACGCCGAGCGUCGCCGAAGUGAACACGUGGCUGCACAGCUAAGGGAGGAGGUGCAGCAGGCGAACGAGCGAGCUGCGCUCGCACAGCAGCAGCUUGAAGAAGAGCGACAAAAGGCGAUGCAACGCGAAGCACGACUUCUACAGGCGCAUGAGACACAGUUGGAGGUGGCUCGCCGGGCCACAGAACACAAUGUUCAGUGCUUGCAAGAGAUGGUCCAGAAGAAAGAGCAGCUGAUCUCCUCACUACAGGAGCAGCUUUCUGCCGAGCGCAGGAAGUGCGUUGAGUAUGGGCUUGGCGAAGCGGUGCGAAUGGAGCGACUGCACGAGCACAUGUUCCGCGAGAACACUGCUAUGGUGGAGCGCUUCAAGAGCGCUAUUGAGACUGUCGGGGACUCUGUGCGACAUGCAGGUGAGAGCACAGCCCUGCAUCUCAUGCCGAGCACCUGUAGCGGCGUGCAGGAGCAGCUGCAGGCCCUUACGACGGAAACCAUCCGCCUCCGUCAAGAGUUGAAGGAGGCCCGCGCGACGAGCAUUGUUCUAGAGUCGCAGCUGGAGCAGCAGGUGCAGCAGCAGCUGUCAACUCGCGCCUCGCACGCUGGGGCCCCGCCAACAGGUGCACCGGCAACGCCAGUCCACAAUACUGAUGCUCUCAUGGGCAUCAUACGCAAUCAAACGGCAAUGGUGGAGAGCCUGCGACAGCGGGAGAUGCAGCUGACAUCAGAGCUGCAACGUGAGAAGGAGCAGCGGGUCUCUAUGGAGCGGCAACUCGUCGAUGUCCAGACCCAACAUGCGGAGCAGGGCGGCAUGCUGCAGCUGUUAUCACAAGUGACGUCUGCCGGUGGUGUUUCUGAUGCACCGCUGGUCGGAGAGUUGCGCGCGCAGAACGCAGCUCUUGAUCAGGAGCUGCGCAUGAUGCGGCAAGCGUUGGAGGAGGAGCGGGCUCACGCAAGGCGCUUCCAGGUGGAUGCCUCAGAGUGGAAGAUGCACCUCGAUGUACUGCAGGCUGAGGUUUCAGCGCAGCAGGUAGAGGCAGAGCGCGCGCAGCACUUGGCAACGCUUAACGAAGAAUUGCGAGUAGAUCUCAACACUGUGAAAGAGCAGAACGACAAGUUGAUGGUGGCCGCCACGAUUCUCAAGCAGAAGCUGAUGGACGAGGCGCACCGCAGCGGUGAGUCUGCCCGACAAUAUCAGCAAGAAAUUGCACUGGCGCAGCGCAUGGGCACCAUUCAACAAGAGUCGGUGAGCCAUAUGAAGGUGCUUGACCACCGUAUUCGCACCAUCCAGAAAGAGCUUAACGAGCGAGUGGAAAAGGAGAAGACAAUGCUGGAAAAGAACACGGAGUCGCAGAAGCUCGUGUACCAGCUACACCAGCAGCUGCGUGCCAAGGAUCGCGAGUUGGCUUUUCUGCAGGAGCAGCUGCGGCAUCGCAAGAGUGCACCGCCAGUACUCUCGCAGCAACGCUCCAGCGCGGUUGCCUCAGGUGUGCAAAGUCGAGGCACCCAGGUUGUUGCAGCCAGAGAAGAGCCGUUGCCGCAGUGCGGGAAAGAGAACAUGAUUGCAGGACCAAAGACUGCUACUGGUGCGCCAACGGUGGCAGAGUCGCUGCCGCCGCCCUCUUCCACCAGCAACGCACCUGCCUCUGAAGUCGUACCCAAACGUUCUAUUCUGACACCCAUCUCAGCACACGAUGCGCUGCUACAGCCUCAGAUUGCUGGCAUCGUUCAAAGAGAGAUACAAAAGCAGCAGCGCGACAAUCUCGCCGAAAUCUCAACACUGCGGUCUCGUGCCCAUCGUCUCGAGAAAGAUGCCAGCGAUGCGGGGGAGCAGCUAAAGGGCGAGCGAGAGGUGUCACGGCAGCUACGCAUACAGCUACGCCAGCUCCGCGAAGAGCUGGAUCGAAAGGAUGCAGAACACGCAGCGCAGCUGACAUCCAUGUACCAUCAACGCAUGCGCGCUGAAGCCCAACAGAGCAAACACUCUACCGCAACGGAAACAGUGAUGGCUUCACCAGCAUCUGCCUCCCUAGUGGAGAACAAGCCGGCUAACUUACACUACACAGAGCGGGCACUACGGGAACAAGUAUCGACCCUCGAGUCGAGGGUUCAUCGAUAUGAGCAGGAACUUAACGAAAUCAAAGGAGCUCGCGCGGUGGCGGCCACUUCUGUCGACCCUGCGCAUCUCUCUUCCCCUGCAGACGUGCGGGCACACAUAGAGCAAGUGCGGCGCCUGGAAGGCGUCAUCGACGGUCUGCGGCGGCGCCUCGAGGUGGAAGUUCCGGCCAGAGAGAGAGAGUUGCAAUGGCGCUUGGAGCAGGCAGGCAAUGUACAGCACCACAUGACGUCUGACAUCGCCUCUCUUCGCGGCAUCCCGGUGAGCGAGGUGGAGUCUAUCUAUGCUACUACCGUCACGGCAGAUCAGAAGACAACGGACGAGCUGAAAAUGGAGUUGCUGCGAAAGAGCAACGAGCUUCUUGACCUCCGUUUCACUGUAGAGACCAUGGAACUGCAGCUCAGCCGUGUCCAGCGCCACCUCAGCGAUGUUCUCGCCGUGGACGCUGCAGCUGCGCAACAACGAUCAGCGACUAUCACUGAAACCGCAGGCGUUGAGGCACUUACCAAUGUGAUCGAGAACCUCAAGCUAGUAAUUGCAAAGCUGAAGAGCGAGAACGCUGAGCUCAGUUCGACGCAAGCGCAGUCUGCCCGCUACGCGCGCCAAUCACGAGAACUGCGUGAGCUGCAGAAGCGGGAGCGGUGUUUGAAGACUCAACUCGAAGAUCUGUCCCGGCAACUGGUGAGCAUGCGUGCUUCCUCCAGAGGCGAUGGUGGCUCUUCUGUGUCGAAUGCGGAACUACAUCGUCGCCUCGCGACUGAGAAGGCCGCAGUGGAGCAGUACGAGAUGGAGCUCAGCAGCCUCCGUCUUCGACUUUCCAAUGCCGAUCGCCGGGUUGUCCGUCCACUGGAUCCGACUAGCGGCACAGCACAGGCGACGAUAGUCACCCCCGCAGCUCACCCCACCGUGCCUCCGCCAUUGCCGAAGUCUCGCUUUUCUCACCAUCAACAGCGUCGUGGUGGUGGUGUUAGCUCGUUAGCUGAGCAGCCGCAGCGUCGCUUGAGUUCCACUCGAUUGAGCGAAGCCGAUUCCGCGACUACUGUCCCCAGCGCAUCUCUGCAGCUCAGCCAUCGUGACAAACAGUAA